GGAAGCACAAGAAGAAGAAGAAGGCUCUGCAUGUGUUAGAGGAAAGUUGUUUUAGCGGACAGACAGGUUAAUGUUAUGUGAAAAUUACAAAACAAAWUUUAAUUCGGCGAUUUAAUUCUCGAAAUUUGUUAAAUAUUUUAUUGUUAAUUGCACUGGUGGGAAGUUAAUUCAGCUCACCGUUUUUGCUGGAUUUUUGCUAGUUAGCUUCUUGCUAACCGGCUAGCUGUGGGGCAGUUUUGUUCUGGUCACGUGAUCACUGGACUCGUCCACGGUGACUUGAUGUUUAACCACCUGUCCGCUGUUCUCGGUCUGUUACCCCGCUGUUUCCUCGCCCCAUCACCGAGGACCUUCGCCGGAGCCUGCCGCCUCCUCGGCAGCAUGGAGGGGGCCGUGGUGAGGUGCCUUCCCGGGGAGCCGAAGCUCACCAUCUCCUUCUGUCUGAACGGGAGCCACAGAAACAUGCUGCGGAACAAGGASGAGGCGCUGGGGAACGUCCUGGCCCGGAUCUCAUGCUUUUCGGCCAAAAACCACAAAAAGGCUAAGAAGCCUAAGAAAGACCGCGAUCAGCAGCCGAGUGAGGAUGCGGAGCCCSCCGUGGUGAAGCUGUUCUUCCGGGAGGACGAGGUGUCCGACACGCUGCCGAACUCGGAGGCUUGGCAGGACGGAGCGGUGCUGCAGGUGGGAGACGUUAAAUACAGUGUGCAGAGGAACCCCCCCACUUUCACCACGGCCGAACUGCCCGUGUCCCUGCUGGCCGGGUUUCCAAUCUGCCCCAAGCUGGAGAUAGAGUUUGGGAAGCUGGGAGACUGCGAGUUCAGGUGGUUCCGAGAAAACCCAAGAAGCAGCAGUCCAGAAGCAGCUGAAGAAUCUCCUGGACAGACGCAGGGAUGGACGGAGGUUGGACGUGAGCAAGUCUAUGUCCCGUCCAAUCAGGACAUCGGCUGCAGGUUCAAACUGCACUGCACGCCCCGAGACGGAGAUCGCAGCGGUCUGACCAAAGAGCUGAUUUCUGUCGGAGUGGUGGAGGCGGGGCCGGGUGUAUGCAUGUUCGACAACCGCCACGCGUACACGGUGAAAGUGGCGGCGUGGCCYUUGGUGAGGGUGGUGUCCUACAAUGUCCUCGCCAACAUCUACGCUCAAACUGAGCUGUCCAAGACUGUGCUGUACCCGUACUGUGCCCCCUACGCCCUGCAGCUGGACUACAGGCAGAUCCUGAUCAAGAAGGAGCUGGCUGGGUACAACGCUGACGUCGUCUGUCUGCAGGAAGUGGACAAAAGCGUCUUUCCYGACAGUCUGGUUCCGGCUCUGUAUGCUUUUGGACUGGACGGAGUUUUUAAGCUCAAAGAGAAGCAGAAUGAAGGAUUGGCUACGUUCUACCGCAGGUCAAGGUUUCGGCUGCUGAGCAGCCAUGAUAUCAUGCUGAGUGAGGCCUUGACCUCUGACCCCAUACACUUCGAGCUGCUGGAGAAGCUCUCUGCCUACAGCACCCUGAAGGACCGGUUUCUGAAGAUGUCCACAUCGCUGCAGGUCACUGUGCUGGAGGACAUCAUAAAACCAGACAGGAAGGUCUGCGUGGCCAACACUCACCUGUACUGGCACCCAAAAGGAGGGAACAUUCGCCUGGUCCAGAUGGGCGUGGCUCUGCGGCACCUGAAUCAUGUGAUCAGCAGUGUUGCACCUGGAGCCCCGCUGGUGUUUUGUGGGGAUUUUAACUCCUCCCCAAAUUCAGGUGUGUUCCAGCUGCUCAGUGAYGCCGCCAUCCCUCAGCAGCACGAAGACUGGAGCAGCUCGGGUCCAGAGGAGUCCUGCAGCAUGGACCUGAGCUCCUGCUUCCCCCCUCUGACGAGUGCCUGRGGACAGCCGGCUUACACCAACUUCGUGGGAGGUUUUCACGGCUGCCUGGACUACAUUUUUAUACAGCCGGAGAGCAUGCAGGUGGAGCAGGUGAUUCCUCUGCCCAGCCAUCAGGAGGUCACCACCUACGAGGCUCUGCCCAGCGUGGCUCACCCCUCAGACCACAUCGCUCUGGUCUGUGAUCUGCGAUGGAAUCCCUGACCCACCUCUGACCUCUUGUGAAAAAGACACGAUUAAAUUGUCAGGUCUUAAAACCUUCCUGUUGAUUUUUGUUUUUGCUUCAAUACAACAGAAAAACUGUUGUAAAACACAUUUUUAUAAAAAUACAGUCAUAAACUUUGUUUUAAAGACGUGACUCACUGAUAUUCAGUGUUGUGUUUGCUCAUUUUAAAUUAAAUUGAUGAUYGAUUGUA
Molecule: messenger RNA, 2267 nt
Organism: Austrofundulus limnaeus
Lineage: Eukaryota; Metazoa; Chordata; Actinopteri; Cyprinodontiformes; Rivulidae
Gene: pde12
Product: phosphodiesterase 12
Exons: 8
Coding region: 280-2055 (591 amino acids)
Biological process (GO): nuclear-transcribed mRNA catabolic process, deadenylation-dependent decay
Cellular component (GO): mitochondrion
Molecular function (GO): 3'-5'-RNA exonuclease activity
Source: RefSeq, a predicted model, not a curated record